AUGUCGGGGGUUCAAACGAUCUUCUUCCUCCGCCCCCGGCGCGAGACUCGGUCCCAAACGCCAGGCGGCGCGACUCCCGAAGGGCCCCCAACCCCGGGAGGGGACAGGACUCCACGGGCCGAGGCUUUGGAUGGAAACCUUGCUAGCACGCCCGGGAAAGAGACUUCUAGUGUUAUGAGUUCGGCUCAUGUGUCAAGCACAACCUCAGCAGGGGCAAGCACAGAGCAUGUUGCGCAUAGCAUAGCAACCCCCCCGACAAAAGCAUCGGUGCAGAGCACUGCAGCAGGAGGGGCGCGGUUGGCACAGACUCAGCAGGCGGCAAGGCUUGGGAGUGUGACUGAUCUCCCCGGAAGUGUGAACGUGGCCCCCAUGACGAGUAGAUCUGAAAGGGUUCAGAGACAAAUGCAGUGCGGCAGGGUCGAGCGCUCCUCACGUUCGCGCGCGUCCUUCGCGGAGUCGGACCGCCCCCCCGCUUUCGAGGGUAAAACCCACCCCCCCAGAGGUGGGGAGCCGCAUGGGCUGGUCGCGGAACUGUUCGCCGCGAGCCGAGUUGAGUUGGCGCAGCUUUGGAAUCCGUUUGGAACCGGAUGGGCCGCCAGGAAACGGCUAGAGAAGCAGCUGAGGCGAGCGGCGGAGGAGUUGCGGGAGGAAGUGGGGCGGAGAGAGGAGGCGGAGCGGGAGUUGGAGCGCCUCGCGUGGGGGGUCGCUUCCAGGGGGGAGCGCUUUGACGUUGACAUCGGGGAACGUGUUGGGGAAGAAGAGAGGGGGGGGCAAAGCACGGGCGAAAGUACGGGGGGUUUUGGGGAUGGAAUUGUGCAGGACAGAAAUGACGAUCCUUGGGCGGGGCUAGUGGAAGAAGUGAGAGACUUUGGCGGGCAAGAGGCAAAGAGAAACGAAGAAGAGACAUCCGCGGAAGGAGCGGGUUCGGGCGAGGGUUUAGGAGGAGGGUUAGGGGAAGGGUUAGCGAGAGAUGGGUUUGGUCGGCGGUCUGCCAGCUGGGCAAAGACGACGCUCGCAGCGGCUGAGGAAGAGAGGGCGACCGUUCUACAGGAGUUGCGGACGGUGCAGAAGCAGUACCGACUGUCCUUGUCGGGAGGGAUGCGGGAGGGCGCUCAGCUGGACGAGCAACGAGAGUUGCAAGCGGCUGCAAACAGUGAAGAGGCCUCUGGAAGCGCUUCAGUCACUGAAGACCCAAUUGGAGAGCCGACCAGCACUGUAGACAAGAGGGCGGGCGACCAGCACGGGGCCACAAUACCUCCAGAGCAGUCUGUAGACUCAAGGCAAGUCGCCUCAAGUGACCUGGCAGCUCAGAGCGUCCCGCCGACGCAGAAGGGAGGAGAACUUAGUCCGAGGGCAAAGGGAGUGAACGGCGGGAAGAGGAAACAGCUGAGACGGAAGGGUGUACUUAUCAAUCCGGAGGGCAAGAUUCCGGCGUCGGUGAACCUGAGGGAACCGGAACAGAAACACGAGACGGAGGCUGCUGUGGAAGGGUUGCCGGCUCAUCUCGACUUGUUCAGAAAAGAGGGGGAGACUUUCGUUGAGCAGAUUAGGAGGCAGCUAGCAGAGGAGACGUUCCGUAGGGAAGAGGCGGAAAGGAGGUUGUCACAGUCGGAAAGCGCGGUCCAAGAACGAGAGAACAGAGUAGAGGAGUUGGAAAGAAAGCUGAAAGAAGCUGAAACGGAGGAGGAGGGUGCAAAGCUGACGGAACUGGAGGCAGAAUUAGAGGCGCGUGAGAAACGGUUGGCCGCGAGCGGCGAGGAAAGAGACCGACAGCUGACCACUGCUGCGGCUGAGUUGGAGGAAAAAGAGAGGCGGCUUGUAGAUCAGCUGAAAGAGAAAGAAAAAGAAUCGGAAGAGAAAGAAAGGGGCCUCCGGAUACAGUUCGAAGAGAAGGAGAAUGAUCUCCGAACGGAAUUCGCUACGAAGGAGACAGGCCUCCGAGCUCAGUUUAAAGAGAAAGAGAGGGCCCUUGACAGUCAGUUCGAGGAGAAGGAAAAGGACCUUCAGAGUCAGUUGGAGGAGAAAGAGAGAUGGCUCCAGGAGACGAUUGCCCAAUUGGGCCAACUAGAGGGGCGGCUCCAAGCGGCGAACGCCCAGAUGGGCCAACUAGAGCGAGACACCGAGGAGGAGAUCGAGACGAAAGUCGCGGCGGCGUUUACUCUGAUCGAGAGCUUCAAGGCCGAGAAGGCGAUGCUGGAGCGCGCCGUCGAGGAGGCCGACGCGCGCGCGCACGCGGCCGCCCGCGCGCGCGAGCGCGCGGAGGAGCGCGCCGCGGCCGCGGAGGACUCCCUGGUCGAGACGAAGCGCGAGCUGAUCGAGAUGCGCGGCAAGAUGUCGGCGUGGCUGGAGCGGUCGGAAGCGCAGGCGAACGAGAUCCGCGCGGCGGAGCGCACAGUGACGGAAACGCUGACGGAACGGGCACGCGCGCCGCCGAAGAAAGCGAACAGGAAGGGGCGCAAGGGAAGCGGCGCGGACCGCGGCCCGCCGAAGGGCCUGUCGCUGGAGAUCCCGGACGGCGGGGGGGUGGCCGGGGGUCCGAUUUCCGGACGCCGGGCGCGGCGACCGUUUGAGAGUCCGUUGCAGAGCCCCCGGGCCGGGUCGGUCGCGCAAACCCCGCAGGGGGUUUGGGUGGCGAAGAGUCCGCGGCCGGGUUCGGAGGCUCAGAAUCCCUGGGUUGGUUUGGACGCUCAGAACCCCCGGGCCAUUUCGGACGCCCCAAGUCCCCGGGCAGUGCCGGACGCCCCACAUCCCCGGGCGGUUUCGGACGCGCAGAGCCCGCGGCCGGGAGUUGCGGACGCGCGAACACCGGGCAAGUUCUCGGUCGUACACGCUCCUUGGGCGGAGUCAGACGCGCACGGCUUGCGGACGCUUCUGAGCGCUCAGACCCCGCGAACGGGUUCGGACGCAAAGAGCCCACGCACACAUUCGGACGCAAAGAGCCCGCGGUCAUAUUCUGACGCCACGAGCGCGGCUGGGGGAUCAGCGUGGGACCCGGCGCAGAGCCCCGUGCUGAAGAAGUGGCCGAUCCAGGGGGGCGGGAGUGAGGAGAUCAAGUGA
This is a messenger RNA of Klebsormidium nitens, 3057 nucleotides long. The record is from the annotation of a GenBank genome assembly. NCBI's taxonomy places the organism in Eukaryota, Viridiplantae, Streptophyta, Klebsormidiophyceae, Klebsormidiales, Klebsormidiaceae.